Messenger RNA from Cornus florida, 4376 nucleotides. RefSeq names its product K(+) efflux antiporter 2, chloroplastic. Lineage: Eukaryota; Viridiplantae; Streptophyta; Magnoliopsida; Cornales; Cornaceae. Gene Ontology annotation, cellular component: membrane; chloroplast. The transcript is spliced from 21 exons. Gene Ontology annotation, biological process: potassium ion transport; proton transmembrane transport. The record is from RefSeq and is a predicted model, not a curated record. Bases 385 to 4095 code for a protein of 1236 amino acids. Gene Ontology annotation, molecular function: potassium:proton antiporter activity.
CAUUUUCUCGUUUCCCAAACAAAGGGAAAGAGAGGGAGUGAAAAAUUACAUGUAUGUACUCUUCUUCCCCCUCUGGGACAAGCGAACUUGAACUGAAAGCCACGUCGAUCUGUUAUCAGUUCUGUCAUUUUCUGCCCCAAUUUCCCUGAGAAAGUCCGCCAUAGAUUUUUCAGCUCCUGCUUCAAUCAUGCUUCCCACCCGUCAUGAUCGCUAACGACUUCGAAUUUGAGAUUCGGUUCAGUUACUUCAAUUGUUCUUAUAUCCGUGUAAAAUUGAUUUGUUCCGCCAGGUGUUUGAUUUAAGGUCAAUGAGAGUUCAUUAAGUAUGCUAUAGAAUCUAUUGCUGCAUAUUGCACAUUUUAUUUUUUUACAAAGGACAAGGAAUAUGGACUUUGCAUGUAGUUUCCGGCAGCCUAAUGUGCUUAAUGGCGGAGAAGGAACGAGUUAUAGGACCUCAGAUUGUUUCAAUUCGCGCAUGAAGUUCAGAUGUAGAAGUUUUAGUUAUAAGUUUCUUGGCAACUCUAGGCUUGUCCCAAAAGCCUAUGGGCCAAAAAAGUUGAAGAAAAUCACUGUAUGUAGUGGUAGUUCUAAUUCCAGUAUGCUUAUUAAACGCGAACCUAAUUGUCAUUUGUGGGGUUAUAAUUCACGGAGGUCCUUGAUUUGUAAUUUUGAUCACGUUUCAAGGUCAUCGAGGGCCCUAGUUUGGUCAAAGUGUCAAGGAAAUGAUUCAGUUGCCUUUAUUGAUGGAAAUGGUCGAAAUGUAGAAUUUGCAGAAAGUAGUACAGAAGAUAACUCAAGACACGGGGCUAUUGUUGAGCCAAAGGAUUUGAGAGAAGAAGUUGGAGAAGAAGUGGAGGUUCCUAGUUUGGAUGAAUUAAGGGAAUUGUUACAGAAGACACUCAAGGAAUUGGAGGUUGCGCAGCUUAACAGUACCAUGUUUGAGGAAAAGGCUCAGAGAAUAUCAGAAGCCGCGAUAGCAUUAAAGGAUGAAGCAGCAAAUGCUUGGAAUGAUGUUAAUUCCACCCUUGAUACCAUUCAAAAGCUUGUUGAUGAGGAAUCUGUUGCUAAAGAAACUGUUCAGAAAGCGACAAUGGCCCUUUCUUUGGCCGAGGCAAGGCUUCAGGUGGUGGCGGAAUCAUUGGAAGCUGCAAAAGAAAGGGACGUUUCUGUAGAAGCUUCUGGAGAGAAUGCUUUAGAAUAUGAAACUGGAGGAGAAGAAUCAAAAUUGUUGAAGGAAAAGGAGGAAGCUCUCUUGGUUGCUGAGGAUGAUAUUAGACAGUGUCAGUCAACUUUGGCAAAUUGUGAGGCGGAGCUUAGACUGUUGCAGAGCAAAAAAGAGGAGCUUCAGAAAGAAGUGGACAGGUUAAAUGAGGUUGCAGAGAAAGCUCAGAUGAAUGCUUUGAAAGCAGAGGAAGAUGUGGCAACGAUAAUGCUUUUAGCAGAGAAAGCUGUUGCUUUUGAACUUGAGGCUACACAACAUGUUAAUGAUGCGGAGAUUGCAUUACAGAGAGCAGAGAAAAAUCUCUCCAACUCUCGUAUUGAUAGCCUGGAAACUGCAGUACACCAAAAUGGAUCAUCGUCCCAGGGACAGGUGCUGAGUGAGGAGGCAUCUGUUGAGGAGGAGAAGGUGAUUCUGGAAAAUUCAGUUGAUUUUAGUAUUGAGAGAGACAGCGAUGUGCCAACUGAGGUUGAUUAUUCAAUAGGUGAGCCCUUAGCAGAUGGCAAGGUGGAUAUGCCCAGCCAAAAGUUUGAAGAUUCGAAUUUGUCUGAUGGAAGUGUUCAAGGGAACGGAAAAAUAAGUGUAGACACAUUAAAAGAGAGUGAAGUAGAUACAGAAAAGUCAAAGAACGUGGUUCAAACAAAAAAACAGGAAAUGCAGAAGGAUUGGACGAGGGACAGUUCACCAUUAAAUGCACCAAAAGCAUUAUUGAAGAAAUCAUCUCGUUUUUUUUCUGCAUCGUUCUUCUCUUUCGCUGUAGAUGGAACCGAGUUCACACCGGCAUCAGUUUUUCAUGGCAUCAUUGAGUCUGCAAAGAAGCAGUUGCCUAAGUUGGUUGUUGGGUCAUUGCUUCUUGUCGCAGGGGUCACAUUUUAUGCUAAUCGGACAGAACGGACUAUUCAAUUGUUUCAACAGCCCGACAUCAUUACCACUAGUAUUGAUGAAGUUUCCUCAAACACAAAGCCUCUGGUCCAGAAAAUACGGAAGUUGCCCAAGAGAAUUAAGAAAUUAAUUGAGAUGCUUCCUCAUCAAGAGAUGAAUGAAGAGGAAGCUUCCCUUUUUGACGUGUUGUGGUUACUGCUCGCAAGCGUUAUAUUUGUGCCCAUAUUCCAGAAAAUUCCUGGAGGAAGUCCUGUCCUUGGAUAUUUGGCUGCUGGAAUCUUGAUUGGACCCUAUGGUCUCUCUAUAAUUCGUCAUGUACAUGGGACAAAGGCCAUAGCUGAAUUUGGAGUUGUUUUCUUGCUAUUUAAUAUCGGCCUUGAGCUCUCUGUUGAAAGACUAAGCUCCAUGAAGAAAUAUGUUUUUGGAUUGGGGUCUGCUCAGGUCUUGGUAACAGCUGUGGUGGUUGGCUUGGCUGCUCAUUUUGUUUCUAAGCUGCCUGGUCCUGCUGCACUUGUGAUUGGGAAUGGCCUGGCAUUAUCAUCUACUGCUGUUGUCCUACAGGUUUUGCAGGAACGAGGUGAGAGCACGUCACGCCAUGGACGUGCAACAUUUUCUGUCUUACUUUUCCAGGAUCUAGCUGUUGUGGUUUUGCUUAUACUUAUACCUCUUAUUUCACCCAAUUCAUCUAAAGGAGGGAUUGGUUUCCAAGCAAUCGCUGAAGCUCUUGGAUUGGCAGCUGUGAAGGCAGUUGUUGCCAUCACUGCUAUAAUUGCUGGAGGACGCUUGCUGCUUCGGCCAAUUUACAAGCAAAUAGCAGAGAAUCAAAAUGCAGAGAUAUUCUCUGCAAACACUCUCCUUGUUAUUUUGGGGACUAGCCUCCUUACUGCCAGGGCUGGCCUUUCAAUGGCAUUGGGAGCGUUUUUGGCUGGUUUACUCCUUGCGGAAACUGAAUUCUCCUUACAGGUUGAAUCAGAUAUCGCUCCAUAUCGUGGCCUUUUAUUGGGUCUCUUCUUUAUGACGGUUGGAAUGUCCAUUGACCCAAAACUUCUUGUAUCAAACUUUCCAGCUAUUAUGGGGACAUUAGGACUUCUAAUUGGUGGCAAGACUCUGUUGGUUGCAGUGAUUGGUAGACUUUUUGGUAUAUCAAUCAUAUCUGCUAUAAGAGUUGGCCUGCUUCUUGCUCCAGGGGGAGAAUUUGCAUUUGUUGCUUUUGGUGAAGCUGUUAAUCAGGGUAUAAUGUCACCUGAACUGUCAUCUUUGCUGUUUCUGGUGGUGGGUAUUUCAAUGGCCCUCACACCAUAUUUAGCUGCUGGAGGCCAGUUGAUAGCAUCUCGUUUUGAGCAGCAUGAUGUCCGAAGCUUAUUACCUGUGGAGAGUGAGACAGAUGAUUUGCAGGAUCAUAUUAUAAUUUGUGGCUUUGGACGUGUUGGCCAGAUCAUUGCCCAACUUCUUUCAGAAAGACUAAUUCCAUUUGUUGCUCUUGAUGUGAGGACUGAUCGAGUGGCGGUUGGGCGUGCACUUGAUCUUCCUGUUUUUUUUGGAGAUGCUGGCAGUCGAGAGGUCCUCCAUAAAGUUGGUGCUGAGAGGGCAUGCGCUGCAGCAAUUACAUUGGAUACCCCCGGUGCAAAUUAUAGAACUGUUUGGGCUCUUAGCAAAUAUUUCCCCAAUGUGAAGACAUUUGUCCGUGCUCAUGACGUUGAUCAUGGCCUCAACUUGGAAAAGGCUGGGGCAACUGCGGUAGUUCCAGAGACAUUGGAACCAAGCCUACAGUUAGCAGCUGCUGUUCUUGCACAGGCCAAACUGCCGACAUCAGAGAUAGCAGCAACCAUCAAUGAAUUUAGAUCUCGCCACCUCUCUGAGCUCACUGAGUUAUGUCAAGCCAGCGGAAGUUCUCUUGGUUAUGGAUUUUCACGGAUCAUGAGCAAAGCCAAAUGUCAGCUGCCCUCGGAUUCUUCAGAUGAUAACCAGAUCACUGAAGGAACACUGGCAAUAUAACUCGAUCGAUCAUCCAAGAUAAACAAAGUUAAUGGUAUUGAACUUCCCCCCUCAAAAAAAAAAAAAAAGUUAAUGGUAUUGAAAAAGAACAUUAAUAAUGAAGAGCUGUAUAGAGUUUACGUGCCUAUUUGGUAUAAAUUGUACAGAAAUAUAGCGGACGAAUUGGCAGUAGCUAGCACACACUUCUUCAUUGAUCAAUGACAUUUUUUUUUUGUUUUGAUAAAUUCUGAUGGACACUUGAUUGUAAAAUUUGUCUAAGAGGACUGUUGUGUUUCUAGUUA